This is a messenger RNA of Penicillium soppii, 396 nucleotides long. RefSeq lists its product as uncharacterized. NCBI's taxonomy places the organism in Eukaryota, Fungi, Ascomycota, Eurotiomycetes, Eurotiales, Aspergillaceae. The transcript has 2 exons. The record is from RefSeq and is a predicted model, not a curated record. The coding region runs from base 1 to 396 and encodes 131 amino acids.
AUGAAGUGUCCUACUAUCGUUGCAUUCUGCCUCCUCAUGCUCGGGGUGACCAUCGCCACCUACGACAACACCAGACGCAGGGAACUUAGAAACUGCAUCUUCCAGCAACUGCAAAUUGACAACGAAAACGCAGUGGAGAGGCUCAAGCUUGACGACAAUCAAGUGGUCAAGCUUCAAACUUUGAUCAACAACGAGAUCAACAGGGGUACUAUGGAUGAUAUCAGCGACGAGAGACAACAACAGGUCAUCCAGCAUAUCAAGACAGUCGCGGUAAACACUCUGCCCAACGUCCCGACAGACCAGCUUAACGAGGUCUUGUUCAAGUUGAAAGGAACGGCUGGGUUGAAUAAGGCGGAGGAUGAGGAUGAUUUCAGCACAACGUUCCACGUAGCUUAG